GAAUCCCGCUCUAGUGACGGAGCAAAGUGCUUUAGGCUUUUGGUGGAGCUGGGCGCCAAGAUCUGAACCUUUCAGAAAGGGAAUCGCUAGUAAGAGCAGGCAGACAAGAACGGCAAACCCAGAAAGGGACAGUUGCAGGAACUGUCGAUUUCAGCUCUGAGCUCCGAGGAAGCUCUGCCAGGGCUUCAGUGGAGGAUCUGAGAAACAAGAUGCAGUGAAGAAGAGAGUCAGUUCAAGGGUAGGUGGGAGGGCAUAAGACUGUGUGAAGGAGAGGAAACAGAGUGUGAGAAAGGAGAGGAAACAAAAGGCAAGGUUGUGCCUACGAAUUUUGGGAAUAAAUUGGAAGAAAUCUCUCAUUGGGAGAAAUGGAUUCUAUUCUACGACUGACCAGCAUUUUGACUUGGUUGCUCUCUGGCUUGUGGCACGUUGGAUUAACAGCGACAAAUUACAACUGUGAUGACCCAUUGGCCUCCUUCCUCUCACCAGUUGCUUACUCCAGUUCCUCAGAUAUCACUGGAAGUACCAGCUCAGCUCAACUGAAUUGGAGAAUGGGAACUGGCGGUUGGUCCCCAGCAGAUUCCAGUGCCCAUCAGUGGCUACAGUUGGACCUGGGAAACAGAGUAGAGAUUACAGCAGUGGCUACACAGGGAAGAUAUGGGAGUGCUGACUGGGUGACAAGCUAUCACCUGAUGUUUAGUGACACAGGGCACAACUGGCAACAGUACAAGCAAGAAAACAGCAUAUGGACAUUUGCUGGAAACUUGAAUGCUGACAGUGUGGUUCACCACAAGCUGCUGCACUCUGUGAGAGCCCGCUUUAUUCGCUUUGUGCCCAUGGAGUGGAAUCGAAAUGGAAAUAUUGGCAUGAGAGUAGAGGUCUAUGGAUGUUCCUACAAAUCAGAUGUUGCUGACUUUGAUGGCCAGAGCUCACUUCUGUACAGGUUCAGUCAGAAGACAAUGAGCACCCUCAAAGAUGUGAUCUCCCUGAAGUUCAAGAGCAUGCAAGGAGAUGGUGUUCUGUUCCAUGGUGAGGGACAACGUGGUGACCACAUCACCCUAGAGCUCCAGAAUGGCAGACUAGUCCUAUACUUGAACUUGGAUGACAAAAAAGCCUGGCUCAGCAGCAUCACACCUUCGGCCAUUCUGGGUAGCCUUCUGGAUGACCAGCACUGGCAUUCAGUGUUCCUGGAGCGUGUGGGUAAGCAGGUAAAUUUCACUGUGGACAGGAACACACAGCACUUCUGGACCAAGGGUGAGACAGAGGUCCUGGAUAUCGACUAUGAGCUCAGUUUUGGAGGAAUCCCAGUACCAAGCAAACCUGGGACCUUUGUAAAGAAAAACUUCCAUGGCUGUAUUGAAAACCUUUACUACAAUGGAGUGAACAUAAUUGACUUGGCUAAAAGACGAAAGCAUCAGAUCUACUCAGUGGGCAAUGUCACCUUUUCCUGCUCAGAACCACAAAUUGUGCCUAUCACAUUUGUCAACUCCAGGAGCAGUUAUUUGUUCCUGCCUGGAACACCCCAAAUUGAUGGUCUGUCAGUGAGCUUUCAGUUUCGAACAUGGAAUGAGGAUGGUUUGCUUCUGUCCACAGAGCUUUCUGAAGGCUCAGGGACCUUGCUGCUCAUCCUGGAGAGUGGGACUCUGAGACUCUUGAUUAAGAAAGUGACAGGACAUGGAACUGAAAGUCUCACAGGCAGAAGCUUAAAUGAUGGCCGAUGGCAUUCUGUCAGCAUCAAUGUCAGGAGAAAUCGUGUUACUCUCACUGUGGAUAAUGAUGCUGUUUCCCUAGCUCCAGAAACCUCUGGGCUACAGAUUUAUUCUGGAAAUAGUUACUACUUUGGAGGGUGCCCUGACAAUCUCACCGUUUCCCAAUGCUUAAACCCUAUUAAGGCUUUCCAAGGCUGCAUGAGGCUCAUCUUUAUUGAUAACCAGCCCAAGGACCUCAUUUCAGUUCAGCAAGGUUCCCUGGGGAAUUUUAGUGAUUUACACAUUGAUCUGUGUAGCAUCAAAGACAGGUGUUUACCAAACUACUGUGAACAUGGAGGACAUUGUACCCAAACCUGGACUAGCUUCUACUGCAACUGCAGUGACACUGGUUACACAGGAGCCACCUGUCAUAACUCCAUCUAUGAGCAAUCCUGUGAGAUAUAUAGACACAGAGGGAACAAAGCUGGGUUCUUCUAUGUUGACUCUGAUGGCAGCGGCCCACUAGGACCACUACAGGUGUACUGCAAUGUUACUGAGGACAAGAUUUGGAUGACGGUUCAGCACACAAUCACAGAGUUGACUCAGGUACAGGGUUCCAACUCUGAGAAACCCUAUGCCAUGACCUUAAAUUAUGGUGGCAGUAUGGAGCAGCUGGAGGCUCUGAUUGAUGGCUCAGAGCACUGUGAACAGGAGGUAACAUAUCGUUGCAGGAGAGCUCACCUAUUUAACACACAAGAUGAAGCCCCGUUCACCUGGUGGAUUGGGAGGUCCAAUGAAAGGCACCCUUACUGGGGAGGUUAUGUUCCUGGAGUCCAGCAGUGUGGAUGUGGCCUAGAGGAGAGCUGCCAGGAGAUAGCAAGCAAUACUGGUUUUCUUUCCUCCAAAGAUCAUUUGCCUGUAACUCAGAUAAUUAUCACUAACAGCAACAGAACAAACUCAGAAGCAGCUUGGAGAAUUGGCCCCUUGCGUUGCUAUGGUGACCGACACUUCUGGAACGCCGUCUCAUUUUCUACCGAAGCGUCUUACCUCCACUUUUCUGCCUUCCAUGUGGAAUUCAGCGCUGAUAUUUCCUUCUUUUUUAAAACCACUGCUUUAUCUGGCAUUUUCCUAGAAAACCUUGGCAUUAAAGGUUUCCUCCGACUUGAAAUGAGCUCUCCCUCUGAAGUCAUAUUUGCCAUUGAUGUUGGGAACAGUCCUAUUGAGCUUCUUGUACAGUCCCCAUAUCCUCUGAAUGACAACCAAUGGCACUAUAUACAGGCUGAGAGAAACAUCAAGGAGACCUUAUUGCAGGUGGACAACCUUCCAAAGAAUAAGAGGGAGGUCUCAGAUCAAAGCAAUUUUUUGCUUCAAUUGAGUAGCCAGCUCUUCAUAGGAGGGACAUCAUCAAGACAGAAAGGCUUUCUUGGAUGCAUCCGUUCAUUACACUUGAAUGGACAAAAAAUAGACCUGGAAGAGAGGGCAAAGAUCACACCUGGGGUGAGACCUGGCUGUCCAGGUCACUGCAGCAGCUAUGGAAGAAACUGCCACAAUGGGGGCAAGUGUGUGGAGAAGCAUAAUGGCUACUCCUGUGACUGUACCAACUCACCAUUUGAAGGACCUUUCUGCCAGAAAGAGAUGUCAGCACUUUUUUAUUCAGGCACCUCUGUUACAUACAUGUUUCAAGAACCAUACCCAGUGGCCAAGAACACAAGCCUCUCAUCUUCAGCUAUCUACAAAGAUACAGCUCCAUCCAAGGAAAUUGUAACACUGAGUUUUAUAACAGCACAAGCCCCUGCCCUCUUGCUCUACCUCAAGUUUUCUCCUCAGAGUUUUCUGGCUAUUCUUCUCUCCAGGAAUGGAAGUUUACAGAUUCACUAUCAACUAAGCAAGGUAGAAAGUCAUGUGUUCACCGUCGGCUCAGAGAAUCUUGCCAAUAGAAGAGUGCACGAGGUGAAUAUGAACCGAAAUGGGCAAGAACUUUCCAUUCAGGUGGAUCAGCAACUCUUCAGCUAUAACUUCUCCCCAGAAGUAGAGUUCCAGACAGUGAGAUCACUCAUCCUAGGCAAAGUCACAGAGACUCUUGUGUUGAAUCCAGAAGUUACUCAAGCAAAUACAUUGGGGUUCGUUGGGUGCCUUUCUUCAGUCCAAUACAAUCAUAUAGCACCAUUGAAGGCAGCCCUCCGACAUGCCAGCAUUGCACCUGUGACUGUCCAAGGGACCUUGACAGAAUCCAGCUGUGGCUCCAUGGUAGAAUCUUAUGCUAAUGGAGUGACUACUGUGUAUUCUUCAUCAGAUCCCUUUGGAAAUACAGAUGAGCAUGAGCCUCUCACAAAUGCAAUCCAGAGUGACUCAGCAUUCAUUGGAGGUGUCAUAGCAAUUGUGACAUUUAUUGCUUUUGGUGUCAUUGGAAUCAUGACCCACUUCCUCUAUCAGCACAAGCAGUCACACCAUACCAAUCCAAUGAAGGAGAAGGAAUAUCCAGAAAACUUGGACAGUUCCUUUAGAAAUGACAUUGACUUGCAAAAUACAGUCAGUGACUGCAAACGGGAAUAUUUCAUCUGAGCUUCUAUAGGGUCAUCAGGUCCUCUAUUUUUGUGGAGAUUUCCAACUCUUUUUCUUUUCUCUUUUCUUCCUUUUAAUUUAGGCAUUCUCUUUCUCUCACAUGCCAUUGAUUUUCUAGAAUACAUGUGCAUCCACCAAGAUCUCCUUGACUCAGAUCAGGAAAUGGGGUAGCUGUGGAUAUUGUACUUCAUUGGUAAAUGUGUCAUUGUGAAAAUGACUACUGGAAACAGAGACUUCACUAUUUUAAACAAGGAAGAGACACAUGUGUCCACAUCUACAUUCUAUGUUUGUAGUCCAGUUUCUAAACUUCACUCUUCAGAUUCUCAGGCACUUGAUCUUGCCAGCUUCUACUACACUUGAGCUCUGUGGUUUUUGCCUUUAACAAUUGUCCCUGUUCAAUAUUAUAUGGUUAGGUACUGUGGCUUUAGAGAAGAAAAAGGAGUGUAUAUAUGAGACAGAGAAAGCUAUUGCCAGAUCAUCUUUCAAGGAAUGUGUUUAUCAGUAAGAAGUUUCCCAAUAGUGUAUGAAAGUAUGAAGAAAAGUAAAUUGACCUACAGAAAUCAAAGUUUAUACCUCCUGAGAGAGGAGGGAAGUUUUGAGACAUUAGACCACAAAGAAAUGUUUCUAAAUUUGGUAUAUUUUGUAUGUGCAUGUGUGCUUGUGUGUGUGUGUGUGUGUGUGCGUGUGUGUGUGUGUGUGUGUGUGUGUGUGUGUGUGUGUGUGUGUGCAUGGUUGUGAAUAUCAUGUAUUUGAAAAGUAUCCAGGACAUUCUCUUAAAGUACGGCUGAAUGAGCAACGGACUCAUUAGUUUGUUACCCUGAUGAAGCACCAUUCAUUUGUCCCACCUCUAGCCUUUCUCUACUCAGAACUUAAAUUUCUAGGAGAAUCUGACUCCAUGAAGGGUUGGGGAGCUGAGUUGAGAGACGCUAAAAGUUUUCAUCGGUCUUAGGAUGGCAGCUCUUCAUAGCACCUUGGAGAACAAAGAGAAUGUAUUCAUGGGGCCCUAGUUGUAAGAAUAUUCACCUGGGGGGCUGGGGAUUUAGCUCAGUGGUAGAGCGCUUACCUAGGAAGCGCAAGGCCCUGGGUUCGGUCCCCAGCUCCGAAAAAAAGAACCAAAAAAAAAAAAAAAAAAAAGAAUAUUCACCUGGUAGACCCAGGGCAGAGGGAGAUCCCUCUUGCCUUGUGUUUUUGAUGGCAUUUGGAAAUAAACAAGAGAUGUUUAAUUAUGUUAGUUUAAUGUUCAUACCAUACUUGUCCCCUCUGAUUCCAUUCAUUAUCCUUUCCAUAGAAUUUCAGUACUUUCUAAUAAUAAAUGAAUGAAUAGUAGGCAGCUACUUUUCUCUUCUCUUGCUAUGCUAUUUUCUGGCAUGGCUAGCAGGAGGUUUCAAGAAAGAUGUAAGGAAUAGUUCUUCCUAUAACUUGCCACUUGCCAUCUACAUUUUGUGAGAGCAUGUUAGCUAUGACCAUCCUAAGAUUUUCUUUCUUUUUUUUUUUUUUUUUUUUUUUUUUUUUUUCCAGAGCUGGGGACCGAACCCAGGGCCUUGCGCUUCCUAGGUAAGCGCUCUACCACUGAGCUAAAUCCCCAGCCCCUAAGAUUUUCAAAAGAAAAGAAACAUAGAUGUACAUGUGUCGUGGCCACAUAAAUAGAAUUCAAAUAAAACUAUAAAUUAUUGCUAUAAAAAGGCAUAGCCCAACCUAACUGAGCUUGUAUGAAAACUAGAAAUAAUAAGAAAAAAAACUACAUGGAAAAUGAAAAAUAUUGUGAAAGUUGAAUCCAAUCAAGAAAUGUUUGUUAAAGGAAAAAUGUACAGGUUAUCAGGAUUCCCAUGAUAUAACACAUAUAAUGAAUUCAUUAUAACAAGUGAGAUAUUUCUGAAGCAGCCAGAGACUGUCUCCUGUGCAUGGCAGUGUGGUCACCUCUAGAUGAGUGGAGGACUUAAUGGAGUCCUUAGUUUGUGAAGAACUUCAAAUUUUUCCGGCCUAUACCUGCACUCAUGAGCAUAUAGCUUUUUCGUGCUGUUGACUGAUGUGCCUAAGUAGGAUAGUAAUGCACCUCAGGCUUUGGGUUCUUUUGGCAGUAAAACAUAAAAUUCAUUCAAAGAAGCAUCUUGAAUUUACUGCUGGUGGGUAAUAAUGACCAUUUUAUGGUAAUAAUAUUUUCACCUGUGUCAUUAGACCACUUCCAAGAAAAAAGUAGAGAAAAACUAACCAAACAUUUCAGCCCUCAGAAAAUAGAACAAGCAAGAUCUUAGCCAAUUUCCAUUGCAGGGCAGACCUGAUUUGCAAAGCAGGUAACUGACAGUCAGUAGGCCCUCUAUCUUCUUAAUAAGUAUCCCUCCUCUUACUGUCCAACACUGUCUCUGUAACGUAGGUUUUUAGUAAAGACCUUACUAGCAUAAUCCAAUUUCCCACCUGUAGCUUUUCUUCUCUUGCAGAAUUACAGAGAGAAGGAUGAAAUGGGACACAGACCACAACUAUGAGAAAUUGUACUAAAUAUAUGUUAUUUGCUUAUUAAUUUUGUUAAUUCUGAUAUACCACUUUUUCUUUUAGAAUAUUGUUAAUUUUUCCUAGUGAAUUUAUUUUAAAGUAAUUCUAAUAAACAUGCCCUUUUAAAAUUUUAUAUCUAAUAAGAGGAAUGUUCACCAAAUCGAACAAUAGAUAUUAAAAGUAUAUUUCUUUCUCUUUCUACUUGCCUGUUGUCCAGUUUUUACUUUUGAAUUUUAUGACACCAAUCUAUGGAACAAUUGUUUAGUUUGUUUGUUUACCAACUGCUUCAAUUUUUUGGAAUUCUCUAGAUCUAUAACACAUCAACUAUAUUACAACAGCAGUCUGGAAAGAGACUCACAGGCACUUAUGUAGUUCUUCCACUUAUUUUUCCUUGAACAACUCUUUGUGUAUGCUCUGUCCUCAACUGUUGUCCAGGCCAUGUUUCAACUAAAUAAAUAAACAUGCGAGAUCAUACCUUCAUAUGGCAAAGGAGUUUAAUAGAAAAGGGUAAAGACAAAAGUGAACAUGCUUCAGUUCUUGAAGGCUAACUGAGUAUUGUUUCAUUUCUCUCAAUCUGACUGGAAAUAAUCCCUUGAAAAGACUCAGUUUUUCUGAAUCGCUUCUGUACACUAUGAGAAUUUCUUGGAAAUUUCUCAACCUCUCUCUGGCUUUCCACCUAGCCUUCCUCAUGUCAUUGUUUUGAAGAUGUUUCUUGUUCUUCUUUCUUAUCUCUGUGUUCACAAAUUCUAAAUAAUUGAUCCACCUAAAUGGGGAGAAACAUAAACACACACAUACAUACACACACACACACACACACACACGCACACACACACACACACACACAGAGAGAGAGAGAGAGAGAGAGAGAGAGAGAGAGAGAGAGAGAGAGAGAAGUAACAGGAAACUAAGUUCAUAUCUACCUUGGAAAAAGAGAAGUAUUAGCACUUUUUGUUGGAGAUUCUUUAAAUGAUCAGGCAAAGUAGUUAUGAUUGUUAUGCUAUUUAUAAGUGAUCCCCUCCUACCUUAUUUUGCACUAAGGUACUCUGGUGAAGAGUAAGAAGCACAUUUUGUAGUGAAACGCUUUGGGUGCUAAUCCUCUAAACUUUGCAGUCUAUAAAGUGGUUACACGAAUAUGAGCAAGGCAAAAGAAAUAGUGAUCUUCUGUGUUACAGCAUACUUAAUGGAACUCAAGUAGGAAAAGUAUAAUUACAGAGAGCAAGUAAGUGUAUUUGGAGGAGAGUCAAACUUCUACCAUGAAGUAAGGAUGGUUCUCCUCCCAUUUCCUUGGCUCCUAAUUCAGGAGUCUCUUCUAUGCUUAUUUUUUUACACCUUAGAGAAGAUACAAUAUUAGGCCCUGUGAGAGAAAUCUGUUACUCAUUCUCACAUGGCAUUUCCUUCUACUCUGGUGAUUUUGAAGUUUUAGGUUUCACUAGCAUAGUCUAGAGAUGUUUUGGAAUUACCACAUUAGUGAUUUUAUCUGACCAGGGUGAACACUCUAAUAACACUCUUAACUAAACAAUGAACAAGAUCCCCAGUUCCAUUGCCUUUAAUAAACUUCUCCAUGCUGGAAGUAAGAAAAUGUUGAAAUCAGUCUAGUGUUCUUCUUUUCCCUUCCUUUGUCAUGCCAUCUUGGCCAGCAUAAUGAUAAAAGAGUAUGUCACUCUGAAUCUGUACACACUUCAAUGAGUACUUCAGAGAGCCACCACCUGGAACUCUAUGCAGAGUCUUCCCUUGAUGUUCCUCAGUGACAAGUAAAAUUUGCAUCGCAUAUGAGAAUAAAAUUAGGAGGCAUGUCACAAGUUAUGAUAAGUCUGAUUUGUGCUAGUGAUUAUGUCUUAUUCAAAAUUUGAUUAGCAUUUUAUGGUGCCAUGUUUCAGAUCCCAGCAGUAAAUCUCAGAGCACAUGGAAAAGACACUGAGUAUGCAGAACAGGCCACUGUCAUUCUGUAGCCCACUUGAAUUUCUUUCUCAGAUGUAUAUUUUAAGUUCAGUGUCAUUGGAUGAAAUAAAUGGGUCUCUAUCUAGUUUUACUUUUACAUUAUAGUCAGCCAUAUUUCAAAGACAUACAUGAAGUACUAACAUAGUCACUUCUUUUUGAAUGACAGUACCAAUAAGUAUAAUAUUGACCUGCCUUAAAUAGCAUUGCAAAAAAAAAAAAAGUAAAUAUCCAUACCUGGCUCAAACUAGUGUAGUUGUAUUAUGAGAAGGGCUUUGCAUUUAGUGAAGGUUAAUGCAAAUAAUUUUAUAUUGAGUUUAGGAAUAAACAGGCUUCUCAAUUGCCAGUGUGCUCUUUAACAAAUAUUUCCCACUGCCAGCGUACUUUUGGCAAGAAAGUAGAAGGUAAGGACAUGAAAACAUAUGACAUAUUCUGAUUAUACCUUAUAAAGUAUGAAACACUUCAAAUUUCGUUCAUCAAUUUCCAAAUUCCAAAGACAAAGACUUACAAUAUUGAUCUGAUAUGAGAAAGUAGAGUCUUCCUGACAAGAUCAGGACUUUCUAAGAAGAAUGAUAGAUCAGGGGCUUACUUUAAGAAACUAAAUAACAAAGUAUAAAAAACAAUUUGUCAAAUAUAUACCAGAAUUUUUUUGUUUUCGAUAAAAGCACAACAGAGGCAAAAAGGACCAUUUGUUUCCUUUGGGGUUAACUAGAGACUCCUUCAUUCUUUGUUUUUGUUUGUUUUUUUUCCUUGUAACAAAAUGCCUAGUCCCAUGUGAUGUUGCUAUAUUCCUGGUCUAUUUUGUAGACCAUGUAAUAUGUUUUAUUACAUUGUAUGGAGAAUGCUAAAGUUAGCCUUAAAUUUCUUUAAGUUUUUUUUUGCUGUACAGAAAUAAUAUACAUGUAAAUAUUGUAUAUUUAAUAAAGAAUUUUGUAUCUUUUGUGUGAAAUACAAA
This is a messenger RNA of Rattus norvegicus (Norway rat), 9624 nucleotides long. It is a transcript of the gene Cntnap5bl1, whose product is annotated as contactin associated protein family member 5B like 1. Gene Ontology annotation, cellular component: membrane. The record is from RefSeq and is marked validated. Gene Ontology annotation, molecular function: calcium ion binding. Lineage: Eukaryota; Metazoa; Chordata; Mammalia; Rodentia; Muridae.